AUGCCCACAGCCACAGACAAAACCGUAUCCAUCGAAGAGGCCAUUGAACAUGCAAAACGCGCCUUUGCCCUUGGAAAGUACGAACAGGCCGUCGAGGACUAUGCCACUGCUUUGGAGCUUAUGACGAUGAAAUAUGGCGAAAAGGCUCCAGAGACGGCUGACCUGUACUUCGCCUAUGGAAAGUCACUAUUGGAAAAUGCUAUUGCACAAAGCUCUGUGCUAGGAAAGGAGCAGACAGAGGACGCAGGGCUAGGAGAGCUAAAAGCAAGUGGGAAGUUCCUCUCCUUCUCUGGAGAUACGGAAGAUAACGACGAACUUCUUCCGGAGGGCAAAGAGGACGUCGCGGUGGAUCUUUUUGCUGAGGCGGAAAAGGCAGUGGCAGAGGAAGAUGAACGCGAGGCGGAAGAGGAGGAAGCUGAGCCCGAGGACGACUUCAAUGCCGCAUGGGAGGUGCUCGAUCUUGCACGCGCGAUAUAUGAGAGGGAGCAGGACGACGACGCCAUCAAGCUGAAGCUUGCGGACACCUUCAUUGCUCUCGGAGAUGUCUCUCUCGAGACAGAAAAGUUCGACCAGGCAAUUACCGACUACACCGAGGCACUCAAAUUGAAGGCCGAACUGCUACCACAAUCUUCUCGUCAGAUUGCAGAGGCUCACUACAAAAUGAGCAUCGUGCUUGACUUGACGUCAGGGCGCCUAAGUGAUGCCAUCACACAUGCCGAGCGCGCUCUCGAGAGUGUGGAGGCGCGACUAGCGGAGCUCAGAGAUGCGCUUAGUGGGCAAGGCGUGGUGCAGAUAGAGCUUGACGAGAAAGCGGAUGCGAAGGGCAAAGGCAAGGCUACUGGCCCGAGGAUCCUUGGAGACGACGCAAUCCAAAAGAUGAACAAGACACAGAUGGAGGCUGAGGUAAAAGAGCUGCAGGAUCUAAGAGAAGACUUGGCAUUGAAGGUGGAGGAGCUGAAGACAGCGCCUGACGAACAGUACGAGUCAGCACCUGCAAUGGUAGCUAAAGCUCUCGACAAGGAGCUCAAUGGAAUCGCAUCCGCGAUGAAAUCAGUUACUCCACAGACCGUAACCGAUCUCACCUCGAUAGUCAAGAAGAAGAAAAAGAAUCCGGAUGCUGGACCAGAUGCAGGCGAUAAACGCAAGGCUGAAGAGGAGCCAAUUCCCUCGCUACCAUCGGAAAAGAAAGCUAGAGUAGAGGAAGUCCCAGAGCCGUAA
Laetiporus sulphureus 93-53 is the source of this 1218-nucleotide messenger RNA. RefSeq lists its product as uncharacterized. Gene Ontology annotation, biological process: DNA replication-dependent chromatin assembly; CENP-A containing chromatin assembly. Gene Ontology annotation, cellular component: nucleoplasm. The record is from RefSeq and is a predicted model, not a curated record. Lineage: Eukaryota; Fungi; Basidiomycota; Agaricomycetes; Polyporales; Laetiporaceae. The coding region runs from base 1 to 1218 and encodes 405 amino acids. Gene Ontology annotation, molecular function: histone binding. The transcript is spliced from 4 exons.